Messenger RNA from Callorhinus ursinus (northern fur seal), 543 nucleotides. It is a transcript of the gene ASCL3, whose product is annotated as achaete-scute family bHLH transcription factor 3. The record is from RefSeq and is a predicted model, not a curated record. NCBI's taxonomy places the organism in Eukaryota, Metazoa, Chordata, Mammalia, Carnivora, Otariidae. Gene Ontology annotation, molecular function: protein dimerization activity; RNA polymerase II transcription regulatory region sequence-specific DNA binding; DNA-binding transcription factor activity, RNA polymerase II-specific. Gene Ontology annotation, biological process: developmental process; regulation of transcription by RNA polymerase II.
AUGGACAAUCGAAGCUACUCUAAUCUGCCAGAAAAGCUGCCUACCUUCUCUGAUUCUGUCCACUUGCCACUGACCAGGUCCUUCUAUCUGGACCCCAUGGUCACUUUCCACCUGUACCCUGAUGCCCCGGUGUCGUCCCCUUACUCUGAAGACCUGCCAUUGCUGCCCUUUCCCAGCGAUUCCCUAUUCAUGGAAAAUUAUGGUGAACCCUGCCCCUUCUCCUUCCCAAUGCCUUAUCCAAAUUACAGAAGGUGUGAAUACUCCUAUGGGACGGCCUUUAUCCGCAAAAGAAAUGAGCGGGAAAGGCAGCGGGUGAAGUGUGUCAAUGAAGGCUACGCCCAGCUCCGACAUCAUCUGCCAGAGGAGUACUUGGAGAAACGACUCAGCAAAGUGGAAACCCUCAGAGCUGCCAUCAAGUAUAUUAAUUAUCUGCAGUCUCUUCUGUACCCUGAUAAGGCGGAGGCCAAGAAUAGCCCUGGGAAAGUUUCCUCCAUAAUGGCAGCCACCAGCCGCCACACUGACCCCAUUUUUAGAAUCAUUUGA